Molecule: messenger RNA, 1331 nt
Organism: Marchantia polymorpha subsp. ruderalis
Lineage: Eukaryota; Viridiplantae; Streptophyta; Marchantiopsida; Marchantiales; Marchantiaceae
Source: the annotation of a GenBank genome assembly
GAGAUGUGACAGCAGCAGGAAGUUGUGAAAGUCCAUUCCGAGAUCCGCGAGCUGACCUUCAAGAUCUGGCUCGAGCUGACCUUGGGCGGUGCACCAAGAGAGGACUUCCAUAACAUGAAUCAGGAGUGUAUCUUACUGAGUCCUAUUAUGGCCUGCAUAAAUCUGCCAUGUACGCGAAACGGAAAGGCCAUGAAAGCCCGCAACGGAAUCCUCGAAGUGAUCUACUCCGAGAUACGGAGGUGAAGAGCCGAGUAGCAUGCCGGCCUUUCUCCUUGGGGUAAGGGAGGGUCUCCUCGAAGAAUUUGGAACUCGCACGGGAUCUGCUCGAUCUGUUCAGCUUGACAGUUCAGCUUCAAAGCAGAAAGAGUGGGAAUCCACCGACGCCGAAGUUUCCCAGGACACGUUCAUCGUCGUACAAGGAGCCCACGGCACCACAUCUUCCACUUUGAAGAGGAAGAUGCCGUACUCGCGCAAUGUCUUCUCGAGACUCUGCGCCUUAGCACGACAGUACUCCAGAUCAUCAACAAGCGGACUAUGCAAGACACCGAAUUCGAAGGAUUCACCAUUCCGAAAGGCUGGGUGCUGGGUGGUAAGUUGGCUCUUGAUGGAGAACUUGAUAUCACCCGAAGUGUUCGAUCCGAGCAGGUUCAAUCAGAAUCCCGAUCUCUACUCCUUCAUCGCGUUCGGCAGAGGGCCCAGAAUGUGCUCGGGAGAGGAAUUCGGCAUGGCUGUGAUGCAACCCUUUCUCUACCAUCUCGUACAAAAUUCCGACUGGGAGCUGGUCGAUCCCGAGGAGGAGUUCACGAUGUUCUUCGCUCCUCGCCCCAAGCACAGCUUACAAACCGAGCUCAAGACAAGUCUCCAAGUGCGCCCCCAACCCCGCCUCUAUCCCCAAACUGGAACCGCCGGAGCACAAACUGUACAAUACCAAGGCCUACUGUGAGCAUAAUAAUUUAUAAUAGCCAGACGGACAUCGAUCGAUCAAAGGCCCCGAGCGUUCGUGCAAUAAAGUUCGUCUGGUCCUUUGGUCGCCGUCGGCGCACGCAGAAGAAAGAAAUCCAAAGGUAAUGCUCAAAAGUGACGAGAACGGCCAGUUUUAAGCAUGCCGGUUACGGUGUCUGAGGACAGCAGCGUAAUUGGCAUGGCAGUCACUCGAGGUGAAUGUUCGAGCAUGGACUGUGACACUUCCAUGCCCUUGUCCUUGUCACGCUUGUGUCCCCCAGUUGUCUCCGAUGGUCAAUCGGAGACAACUUCAAGGAUCAUGACAGGUCUAUCGGCGAUGGACCUGUCAUUGAUCACCCUUGAAAGAAAAUUCCACGGCUGCUCCUUGU